AUCACUUUGGGAUAAAAGUUGCAGCAGCAGCAGACAUGAAAUCCUCCAGCGAGCCAGUCGGACAGCAGCAGAGAGUUUUUGUCCACCGGCUGCAGAACAGAACCAGACGCUCCUGACUGAGACGGUUCUGUGCUGAAGGUGUCGAGACGACUCAGCAGAUGGACACCUGCAGCGGAUUUCCUGACAGGUGCACCUGCUAAACGAAGAGCUGGACAGAAACUCAUGUUGGACAGAUUUCUAACUUGAGAUCAGCAACACCGAAGUGAACCACAUCUGCAAAAUGACAGCAGCCACACAACUUCUGGAUGAGAUGUGCCAUCUGACGGCUCAGUCUCUGACACCGAUGGACACAUCGGCGCACUUCAAGGUCCUGAAGCUGCUGGGGGAAGGCUCGUACGGCAAAGUCAUGCUGGCCGUGCACAGGAAAAGAGGUACUCCCAUGGCUCUGAAGUUCUUCCCUCGUGAGUCCACAUCUCUUUUCUCGUUCCUGAGGGAGUACAACCUCUCCCUGUCGUUCUGCACCCACCCGUCUCUGACCAGAGCUCUGGGAAUCGCCUACUCCACACCUUCACACUACGUCUUCGCUCAGCAGGCGGGCCUCUUCGGUGAUCUCUACGACGUCAUCAUGCCUGAGGUGGGUAUGGAGGAGGACUGCUGUCAGCGGGUGGUGUCCCAGCUGUGCGGCGCUCUGUCACACCUGCACUCUCUCGGAUUUGUCCACAGAGACAUCAAACCGGAGAACGUCUUCCUGUGCGACUCAGCCUGCCGUUGGGUCAAACUAGGAGACUUUGGCAUGGUGAAGGCCCGGGGCACCCGGGUCCCAGAGGUGUGGUACAGCUCUCCUUACUGCACGCCUGAGGCCGAGAUCGCUCGAGGGAAUGACGACAGCUGGAGAAGCAUCAGCGACGGGAAUGAUGGCGCCAAUAAGAACGAAGAAAAGAAGUCGAGAGUUUGGGUGUCUGUGGAGCCCAGCACGGACAGCUGGGCGCUGGGGGUCCUGACCUACGCCAUGCUCACCGGCAGCCACCCGUGGGCUGAAACCUCCAGCGACUGCCACUCAUACCUGAAAUAUCAGGAAUGGUUUGACGGGACAAAAGGACCAGCGGACGAACUCGAUGUGUGGGCGGAGCCUCAGGGUGACGGCACAGACGGAGCAGAACUUGGAGGGAACGAUCAUCCGCCCACAGCGCCACAGUUCACAUGUUUCACCCCGCUGGCCUGCUCCUUCUUCCAGUCGCUCCUCGACCCGAGGCCUCGGCACCGAGGACGACCCGAGGACGGGCUGAGUUACCUCGGAGGGGACUGGGUGAUGGAGAAGGAGAGGGUUCGACUGGAGGAGGAGAGGAAGAAGAGCAGAGGGAAGGGAGCCAUCAGGAACAUGAAGGAGAGGGAGGGGAGGGGAGAACGAUGAGGAACGUGACCUCAUAAGUGAACCAUGAAGAAACUGCUGCUCACCUUUGUGUUAUAUCAAAGAUAUGUGACGUUUAGAUUCAGUUCAUUAAACCUGAUAAAUAUUUAUUUAGUUCAGCAAACAUGUUCUAUUGAAACUAAGCUGCCUUUUCUUUGCUUUAGAUUACUUUAAAUUAAAUAUCUUUUAAAUUUAGGACAUUGAUCAGACAGACUAAUUUCAAGAUGUAGUUUUAAGCUCUCGGAAGCUGUUACAGGUUUAUUUGAACUGAUUUGUUACAUUUUAAGUGGUAAAUCAUUAAGUUAAUCAAGAAAACAACCCAAUAGAUUAUUAAUCAACAUAAACAUUAUUGUGACUAAACUGAAAAAAGACAGAUUUGUAUUGAUAACUGUAAAAUAUUUGAGCAUUAAUUCAAAGAAGUCACUGAACUGUCAUUUCAACUAUCAGUCAAGACGAGUGAUUAAUGAAUUGACUUACACCUUUUUAAUUUAUUUUAUAAAAAUACAUCUGCUGUAGCACUAACAGUGCUUUAUGUAACAGGCUGAGAUUGAGUUGAAAACAUAGUGUAACAGCUGCAGUUGUGGGGAUUACUUGUAUGUAAUUGUGCUGUAAUGCUAUCAGGUCCGUGUAAAAGAUCCCCUCUUUAGCGCACUGCAUCUAUAUCUGGAUCCAGACUGUUAGCAUCAUAGUGGGUUCUGAACUGUAUAUAGACUGUGAGAAGUGCCCGGCCAUAAACAUGUCUGUCAGCAGGCUGAGAGGUGCAGAAGGGUUAUGAAAACUGUUUCAAAUGUGAAGUAAAUAUCCACGUUUUGAGAGGUGAUCCCUGGAAGUAAAUAUUUAAACGUUGUGUAUAUUUUAGUAGCACUUGUGUAGCACUGUCAACGUAGCUGACAGCAUUUAACGUUUUGUAUAUAAGCAUGUAAGCACUCGACUGAAGCUGUUUGCUGUUGCACCUUUUACAUAAUCGAAAUCGAUGCAUCUGCUUUUAUUUUGUAUGAUAAAUGUAAACUGUGUCAAAUGUAUGAAAUUUAAUGCAAUAAAUGAGGAUUUAAUG
Molecule: messenger RNA, 2462 nt
Organism: Acanthopagrus latus (yellowfin seabream)
Lineage: Eukaryota; Metazoa; Chordata; Actinopteri; Spariformes; Sparidae
Product: serine/threonine-protein kinase SBK2
Exons: 5
Coding region: 281-1411 (376 amino acids)
Biological process (GO): peptidyl-threonine phosphorylation; peptidyl-serine phosphorylation
Molecular function (GO): ATP binding; protein serine/threonine kinase activity
Source: RefSeq, a predicted model, not a curated record